Messenger RNA from Penaeus indicus, 1875 nucleotides. RefSeq names its product putative inorganic phosphate cotransporter. The transcript has 14 exons. Gene Ontology annotation, cellular component: membrane. Gene Ontology annotation, biological process: monoatomic anion transport; transmembrane transport. The record is from RefSeq and is a predicted model, not a curated record. NCBI's taxonomy places the organism in Eukaryota, Metazoa, Arthropoda, Malacostraca, Decapoda, Penaeidae. Bases 78 to 1568 code for a protein of 496 amino acids. Gene Ontology annotation, molecular function: transmembrane transporter activity.
CCUUUGCUGAGAGUGGAUCUCUUUCGCUGUAUCUUCGAUCUUUAUUAGUGAUAAGCUCAUCUUCAGAUCCAUAGAGUAUGGGAAGAAAGACUGACCAGCUUCUGCUUGCUACUCUGGGUUGGUUUCCGGCAAGACUGGCUCUGGCAGUGAUGGCGUGGUUCGGCUUCAUCAACCUGUACAUGGUAAGGGUCAAUCUGUCCGUGAUCAUCGUGGCGAUGGUGCGCCGGAAUGAGACAGAUGGUUUCACCGCUCCGUGCCUUAGGAUCACAAAUGAAACACAAGGCAAAACUACAGACUUUCAAGAUAAUGAGGAGACAGGAGAACAUAGUGCAGAAGGCGAGAUGAUCUGGGACGAGAGAACCCAAGGCUUUGUGUUGGCAGGCUUCUAUUAUGGCUACGCCACCACUCAGAUUCUGGGGGGUCGCCUGGCGGAGCUCUAUGGGACACGGUGGGUGUUUGGAAUCUGCAUCUUAGCGGGAGGCAUUUGUACUGUCCUUUCCCCCAUCGCGGCUCGUACUCAUUACGGCUUCUUGAUUGCUCUCAGAAUUACUCAGGGAAUAUUUCAGGGCGCCUCUUGGCCGUCUAUGCACGCUUGUGUGGCCCGCUGGAUUCCACCUCUUGAACGAUCCAGGUUCAUCGCUUCCGUCUACUUUGGUGCAACACUGAGCACAGCCUUAACGUUGCCCUUGUGCGGCGUGAUCAUCGCGGCGCACGGGUGGGCAGUGGCCUUCUAUGUGACGGGCGUGCUGUCUCUCGUCUGGUGCGCCUUCUGGUUCGCCUUCAUGCACGACUCACCCAGGCAGCAUCCCAGGAUCUCCGGCAAAGAGCUGCGUUAUAUCGAGGACGCCCUGAGGGCAUCCGGCACCAGCAGCAGCCGCUCGACAAAGCUGCCCUUGAAGAGCAUCUUGACAAGCCUUCCUGUCUGGGCUAUUGUCGUGGGUGACGUCGGCAACACUUUCGGCUUGAAUCUCUUUCUUACUCAGCUUCCAACCUACAUGAAGAAUAUACUCGGAUUCUCUAUCAGAGAGAAUGGGGUGAUCUCCGCCCUUCCUUUCUUAUUGCGUUACACAGGCGCUCUCACCUGGAGCAAUCUCGGGGACUGGUUGAUUCCAAUGUGGGGACCUGGAGUACUGAUCAUCGGCGUAGUAUAUUCAGGCUGUAACUCACAGGCAAUUGUGACUCUCAUUUGCUUGGCGCUCUUCUUCAAUGGUGCUGUAACCGCAAGCAUAACUGUUAAUCAUACAGACAUUGCUCCUAAUUUUUCAGGAACGCUCUUCGGGAUCGCCAACACGCUCUGUAGCUUUGGCGGCUUCUCUGUGCCAGUGAUGGUUGGUUACAUGACUAAUGGAGAGCAAACCCCGAGUCAGUGGCAGAAGGUAUUCUGGAUCUUCAUACCCGUAUACAUCGUUACGGAGAUCUUCUUCCUCGUGUUCAGCUCCGGUACAGUUCAACCAUGGAACUAUGGAGAGGCAGGCGAGCAGAGGGAAAAUGCCGAAGAGUCCGAGCUGAAUAAACUAAAGGAACAGGAUACCUUAUCAUCUCCGAAUCCCUACACAUACAGAAGAUGAAACCAGAAACAACACAACCACCGGAACAACUUUAUUCACCCAAUAGUCCUUCCCUCUCACCAACACCCACUUUGGUUAGUUUACCUGUUUUGGUUGUUUACAGUUUUUUUUUCUUGUAUAUAUGUUAUUUUUCAUUGUAUUUCGUUUUUUUAUGAUUUCAUUAUGCCUUUGUAUAUAUUGUUCUUAGCUAUUUUCACGUAUUUGCAAAUUGUUCAGAACCUAUAUAUCCUUAUUCAUAAUUGUCCAACUGACUUUUUCAAUGCUUCUUUUUGACAGUUUUACUGAUGAUAGAGGUCUAAUGUUCACC